CAACUAAUAUUAAUAUAGAAAUGUCGCGGAAUAGAGGAGGUGAUUAUUUCUCCGUUUCCCCACCUUCUGGUUAUUAUUCUUCAAGAAUUAUAUCACAAAAUACUGGCGGAAUUCUUUCCCGAUCGAUGGAAGAUCAGCGCCAUUUACCUUUAACUGCUGCUGAUAGAGCUAUUUAUAGACCUAAAAAGGAAUAUUAUACUGGAGAAUUAUUCGGUGACGACAUUAUAAAAAAUAAAAUAAGAGGUGCAAGUGUUGGUGAUAGAUAUUAUAGGAGUAGUUCUGCUGAGAGAAUUGGAGGUAUAACAGUUGUCCCAAUUCGUCGUGAAGCAACAUUACCUGCUAGAAGAUUCCAUUCAGAAUUGAGAAGUGAAUUGAAAAGGGAAGGAAUUGACGAUAUUUAUGGAAAUGUAGGUAAACAACUACAAUCUUACGGAGGGAAUUUUGAUCGGUAUUCAACAUAUGAUAAAAGACAACAACAAAAUUAUGACCGUCCUUUGGUAAUUAAUCUAAAUUAA
Meloidogyne enterolobii is the source of this 515-nucleotide messenger RNA. NCBI's taxonomy places the organism in Eukaryota, Metazoa, Nematoda, Chromadorea, Rhabditida, Meloidogynidae. The record is from the annotation of a GenBank genome assembly.